Miniopterus natalensis is the source of this 1397-nucleotide messenger RNA. RefSeq names its product spondin 2 (gene SPON2). NCBI's taxonomy places the organism in Eukaryota, Metazoa, Chordata, Mammalia, Chiroptera, Miniopteridae. Gene Ontology annotation, cellular component: extracellular matrix. Gene Ontology annotation, biological process: cell adhesion. The record is from RefSeq and is a predicted model, not a curated record.
ACCUCAGCAUAAAUUGGAGCUCUGGGCUCUUGCUGGGACUAUCCCAGGCCACAGCCCAGCUGUCUGCCUUCCUGCUGCUCCCGCUGGGUGAUGGAAACUCUGACCCCAGCCGCCCAGGGCAGGGCCCUCUGGGCUCUUCUCCUGGCUGCGCUUGGCUCCGUGGCCAGCCAGCCCCUGGGGGGAGACUCCGUGUGUACGGCCCGGCCCCUGGCCAAGUACAGCAUCACCUUCAUGGGCAAGUGGAGCCAGACAGCCUUUCCCAAGCAGUAUCCACUGUUCCGGCCGCCCGCGCAGUGGUCUUCCCUGCUGGGGGCAGCACACAGCUCCGACUACAGCAUGUGGCGGGAGAACCAGUAUGCCAGCAAUGGGUUGAGGGAUUUCGUGGAGCGGGGCGAGGCCUGGGCACUGAUGAAGGAGAUCGAGGCGGCCGGAGAGAAGAUGCAGAGCGUGCACGAGGUGUUCUCAGCACCCGCCGUGCCCAGCGGCACCGGGCAGACCUCUGCAGAGUUCGAGGUCCACGCCAGGCACUCACUGGUGUCCUUUGUGGUCCGAAUUGUCCCCAGCCCGGACUGGUUUGUGGGCGUCGACAGUCUGGACCUGUGUGAUGGGAGCCGCUGGCGGGAGCGUGUCGCAGUGGACCUUUACCCGCAUGACGCAGGGACAGACAGCGGCUUCACCUUCUCCUCCCCCAACUUCGCCACCAUCCCACAGGACACAGUGACCGAGAUAACAUCCUCCUCCCCCAGCCACCCGGCAAACUCCUUCUACUACCCACGGCUGAAGGCCCUGCCCCCCAUCGCCAGGGUGACCCUGGUGCGGCUCCGGCAGAGCCCCAGGGCCUUUGUGCCCCCCGCCAUGGACCUGGUAGGCAGGGGCAAUGAGAUCGUGGACAGCCUCUCAGUUCCAGAAACACCACUAGACUGUGAGGUCUCUCUCUGGUCAUCCUGGGGGCUGUGUGAAGGUUCGUGCGGGAAGCUGGGAGCCAAGAUCAGGACUCGCUACGUCCGGGUGCAGCCUGCCAACCACGGGGCGCCCUGUCCAGAGCUUGAAGAGGAGGCGGAGUGCAUCCCUGACAACUGUGUGUGAGCCCUGAGCCUGCAGCCCCUCGACUGACCGUGGCUGGUGGGCCCAGUCGUUGGGUUGGGGCCACACAGUGAGCGGCCGAGCCGGCAGCCCUGUCACCUCUGAGCAGCACUGUCGACUGACCCCUCUGCAUGGGCAUGCCUGCGGGCCGGAGGGGACAUCAGGAACAGGAGCAUCCUUUCUGCAAGUUCUCCCUUGUAGCCCCACAUCCUAAGGUCCGCUCUCAUGGAGACUCAAGUCUGCUCUAAACCACGUUCAGUGUGUUUACCACCAUGCGCCAUGGUCCUCCGAGCAGAGGAUGCACACACAGUGCC